Messenger RNA from Centropristis striata (black sea bass), 2408 nucleotides. RefSeq names its product keratin 97 (gene krt97). Gene Ontology annotation, molecular function: structural molecule activity. The record is from RefSeq and is a predicted model, not a curated record. The coding region runs from base 462 to 1754 and encodes 430 amino acids. Lineage: Eukaryota; Metazoa; Chordata; Actinopteri; Perciformes; Serranidae. The transcript is spliced from 8 exons.
AGUUAGUGGUAUUUAAUAAUUACAAAAGUGGGUAAAUUGAUACUAGUCCUGUUUAUUUGAGUUUUAGGUCCGUUUUUGGACACAAAAAAGCAUGAAGGUUGUUAAAGGUUGAGGUAAAUAAGCAGACUGCCCAUAAAAGGAAUAGUAAUCCUUUAUGUCCUCCUAAGAUUAAGUGUAUCAGACAGGCUUAAUUAAAAGUGACAGGUUGAAUGAACAAUACCUCACACCCUGACAGCCGUUAUAUCUCGGGCAGUAAACCUGAAUGCCACCCACCACGCCCUGUGGUUACACCUGUGAUGGUGGCGAGCAGCAUCUUUCACCUACCUGUUGGGCCGCUCCCACCUCCAGGGAGGAGGCUAUAAAAUCCAUCCUCCGAGCCGCUUCCACAUCUCCUCCGCACCACUCUUGAGUGUUUGACAGGUUGAAGUGAACGCUGCACCUGAGUCUGAACAGAAGUCAUCAUGGCCUAUCGCAAUUAUUCCAGCCUGUCCAUGUCCUCUAUGCCCGCAAGAACAGGCUCCAGGCGGGGGACGAGCGUGUAUGCCGGCGCAGGUAAUUCCAACGUCCGGGUGUCCAACGCCUCCAACGGCUUCGGCUCUGGCUUUGACAUCGGAGCGGCGCUCGGAGGUGGCGGGGGCAACUUCUCCAUUGCAGGUAAUGAGAAACACACCAUGCAGAACCUCAAUGACCGCCUGGCAACAUACCUGGAGAAGGUGCGCUCUCUGGAGUCCGCCAAUGCGAAGCUGGACCUUCAAAUCCGCGAGUGGUAUCAGAAGCAGGCCCCCACCGUCAGGGACUACAGCAAGUAUCAGGCAAUCAUUGAGGACCUGCGAAAAAAGAUCAGUAUUGCCUCACAGGACAAUGCCCGGCUAAUGCUGCAGAUUGACAAUGCGAGACUGGCAGCAGAGGAUUUCAGAAUCAAGUUUGAGAAUGAGUUGGCAGUGCGGAUGUCAGUGGAGGCAGACAUCGCCGGACUGCGCAAGGUCCUGGAUGACUUGACCACGGCCCGGUCUGACCUGGAGAUGCAGGUGGAGGGCCUGAGGGAGGAGCUGAUCUACCUGAAGAAGAACCAUGACGAGGAGAUGGCAGCCCUGCGUGGACAAAUCACUGCCAGCUCUGUGAAUGUGGAGGUGGAUGCCAGGCCUCAGGAUGACCUGAGCGGAACCAUGGAUCAGAUCAGAAAACAGUAUGAGGGCAUCGCUGACAAGAACCGCCGUGAGAUGGAACAAUGGUACCAGGCCAAGUUUGAUGAACUGAACAAGCAGGUGGCAUCCAGCACAGAGAGCCUUCAGACCUCCAAGAGUGAGGUCAAUGAGCUCAGGAGGGUCCUGCAGUCCCUGCAGAUUGAGCUUCAGUCCCAGCUCAGCCUGAAAGCUGCCUUGGAGGGCCAGCUGGCAGAGACAGAGAACCGCUACAGCCUGCAGCUGAACCAGCUCCAGGGCAUGGUCUACGCCCUGGAGGAAGAGCUCAAACGGAUGAGGGCGGACACUGAGAGGCAGUCCAAUGAAUACCAGAUGCUGCUUGAUAUCAAGACCAGGCUAGAGAUGGAGAUUGCUGAGUACAGAAGGCUGCUAGAUGGAGAGGAAGGAGGGAAUGUAAGGAAAUCUGUUGUCACCACCAUACAAAAGACGGAGGAGAAAAAAGAAGUCAAACCGGUCAUAACACAGAGGAGAAGGGUUGUGAUUGAGGAAAUGGUUAAUGGAAAGGUGGUGUCUCGCACAGAAGACGUGGACACAGAGGUCGUCAGCAAGUAGACGGACUGGAUCCAGAACAGAUCUGAGUCAAAUGAUGAACUAGUAAAAAGAAACCAGCUUCAAGAAGCCUUGCUGUAUGUUUUUCUGUUCUGACACCGAGAUGAAGUCUAGCAAAAAACAAACAAACAGAGAAAUAUUUUGUUAUUUGUUAUUAUUAUUGUCUAAAAUCCAUCAAUUAUAUUUCUCUCCAAACAUGUGUAGGGUUGAUAUUUGAAUAAAAUUCUGUAAAAUGUGUAAAAAAAAAAGAAAAGAAAACCAAAACAGAUUAUACUGUAUAUGGUGCCUGAAUUACAUCUGUGUUAGGUUUAUAUCAACAAAAAAACACUGGAAUAAAUAAAUGUACACAUUAGGUGGCGCUGUGAGCACCAGACAUGAAAUACACCUUUGCAUAACUGAGGCUUCUCAUUGGCUUUUGCUCCAUGGAGUGAUAAAAGAUAAGACUACCUAAUUUGCAUAUUUUUUUAGUUUCUGUAGGAAAGCCAUUGUUAAUGUGAAAGGUAACAGAAAAUAUUGGUUUGAUUUGUUAUGUGAAAUAUUUUUGUCAAAUUAAAUGUCAAGAUGAUGCCUGUCUCUGUAAUGUUAAGUGUUUCUCUACAUUAAGAGGACUAAUCUUGUUUGAGACCUGUUGUAAAAUGUAAAAAUUGUUUUUUUUUA